UAUAUUUAAAUUAAAUAAAUUAAUAAAUAUAAAUAAUGUCGAGAGACGCUCGUACAAACACAUUCGCUAAGACAGUGUAUAAUUGCUCGCUGAUAACUCGUAGAUACUCGGUAUAUACUGAUUCGCUCGCGAUCGCGUCUGUUUAUUUAUACCGGUCGGCAGACAGUCGGAAAAUUCAAAUUCGUCUUUGUUGCACGUAACGGUGACAUUGUUUUAUCUGGAGAUCAUUUAUUAUCACAUCAUGUAAGUCCUAACGAUAUUGAUACUCCGAGGCAAAACAACAACACGAUUUGAUUUUUCCUCUAGCUCGUGUGCCGCUACAAGGAUAACCAUUUUAAACGAUGAAAAUUUUGUCGACUACCGGUGAUCAUUAUCGAUGAGAGAAAUUUUAUUUCGAUUACGAACAGCUACUCGGUAACAAAGACAGAAUUCGCGCCAUGGAGAAUAGUUACUCAGAAGCAAGCAAAAUUUCGCGCAUAUACAUUGAUUCUUGGUAAACAAAAUUAAAUGCCCGUCAUCGGUAAUGGUCCUUUGAGAUUUAUCGAUAACCGAGUUUAAAUGAAAAAUUCAUUUUCGCUCGAUCAGUCUGUUCACAGCACGUCCAGACAGUACCCGUGUUACUUUGUAUCUCUGAAAGAUAGCAAAUGUCACACCCAUCGAGCCAUUAAAUACCCGGAAAGUUAUGGAAAAGCGAGAAACGAGGUACAUGGAAAUAUGUUCUUGAAUCGCCGCGAACCAUUUCAUCCCCUCGUGCUCCACGAUCGCAUCCCGCGUCAGAUACACCUUACCCGUGACACCGAGUCGUCGAAGAAGCCGGGGGCGGGAGGGCAACGACAACGAGUCGAAGCUGAUGGAGUUUCCUCGCGGCCACACGGGCCUCCGCCGAUCCUCCGCUUCGAACAGACUUCGCGAUUACGGGGGAAAACGCACGACGAGUUGACUUUCGCGCUUCCGGCGGCGGAGCUUACCCUCCGCCAAGGGGUUGCGACCCUCCGUGUUCGUACAACCACCGUGAGCUUCGUACGGUACGCCCCGCCUGUCGACCAAUCGUCUGCGAUCCUUGGCUACCCCCGAUCGCGCGAUUUCUCGAUUGGCCGUGUACCGACGCGAACCCGAUCAAAGGCGACGCGUCCUGGCCAGCUCACCCACAUCCGGCCACCCCUGUAGCCGCGAACAGAGGCCAGGAACCGCGAGCCAUAGAUCACGCGUAUACGUCGCGCAUCUGCGGCGCCGUUAGUCAUCGGCGACGAGGAACCCGUCCGGUUCGAUUUCACGCGCGUUUCGUCGGCUCCGGUCGCUUCGACUUCGCUCCGAUCUCGCUCUUCGGUUUUGCGCUUCGAGCUGCGACCAAAACGCUCAUCGGCUUCGCGAGUACGGAGAACCGUUGACAAGCAACGUGGACGAGCAAGAGGUUCGAGUGAUUAUUAUUUGGCACGGUGGUUGGUAAACUGGUUCUCGUUGAUUACCGGUUUCAUAGGUAUGAUCGGUUCGAAGAUCGAGCAAUUGAUUAUUUUGGCCCGUUGCUUGGGAGCUUUGGUACGAGUUUACCGUGUGGUUUGGAAAAAAGUGUAGAAAUUUCCGGCCGUAUCGUAGUUUUCCAAUCGAGUGAAAGAAAGAGUUUUGGCGAUACGCAUUUAUCCUUUAAUCGUCAUUUUAUAUGCAUACGAUUUUCUGUUCCGUUCGCAUUCCUCUUUCGUUAAAUGUUCGCGUUUUCGUUGGAUAUCUCGAGCGAGGAAUGAUCGUUGUAUUAGCAAUCUUAUUUGUUUCCCUUAGCUUUAGUUCUUAACGUAGAACCGGAGUGACAGAUUGAUCGAACGUCAUCGACGUUUCUCUUCCUUUUUCAAAAUUGAAUCGCUAAAAGUGCGCGAUACGUGUUACUAAAUAUUUAUGGUAAAAUCGAGGAUCGAAUAGCGCAGAAAUACUUCGUUUAAACGGUAAAUCAAGAAACUGUACCGUUUCCACGAAAUAUGUACGUAUCUUGUUUACUUUUGGAACAAGAUGGCUACCGUCACUCGUUUCGGAAUCUUAAGAGACGAUGAAACGUUAUCGAAGAUUCGACUGUAAAUUUCCACGACGUAUUUAAGCCAGAUCUGUACCGUCGAUCAACUUUUAAGAUCGGAGGAAAUCCGCGAUUCGCCAGUAAAAAUCAGACGGAUUAUCUCGCAGGUAAGGAAUCACUAUUGAUCGUAUUUUCCAAAAUGUUGCGUAGAGUGCGAAAUUUUCUAGUGGACAAAUAAGUAACUGUCGAUAAAAAUACGAAUUUGUCGAUAAAAAUAUUAAGAAUGUGACAAUAUUAAAAUAUUCACUAUUCUACGAUGUUCGAAUUACGUUGCCAAAUUCUUUCGAUCCGGUGUCACUGUUAUUACUGCGAACAGCAGCUACUUGGAAACUCAGUAUGGUUUGCAUGAUCCAAUGGGACAACCGAGAUUCGUGAAACAAUUUCGACGACCGAGGGUUUAACUUGGAUCAAACGACUUGAGUUUUCUUGAGAAGUUCAAAGAAUUAGUUUAUUGGACGUCGUGUCAAAGAAAUUGCAACUGGCCAGAAUCGCGAAGAAAAUAGUAAAGGUCGCUUUUUACGAUAAAAAGUAUCGCCGACAUUUUCGUUACAAGCUCGGAUAAAAAAAGUCGUAAAAAAAUGACUCUUACUACUUUCUUCGAGAUUCCGAACAAUUCCAAUUUCUUGUCAAAUUUUGUUACACUUCGUCGAGUAAACUAAUGCCUUUGUCUUCUCUGAAGGCUCCAACUCGUUUGCUUCAAUUGUGAAAAGUUACUCUGUUGUAAAUGGCGUCCGAAUAUUAACUGUAUUAACAAUAAAAUAAAAUCAAUGUUUCCUUCAGAACAGCGAUACGUAGUAACAGCGCUUGAAAGUCAUUCAACGAGAAUAUACUAAAUUUGCAUUUUGUCAAUGAAUAUUUUACGACCACGAUCCACCCAUCAAUUUUCGCCUCUCCUUUUCGUUCUUUCGUACAAAUUUUACUUGUUUAUUAAUUAUCCUAGAAUUCGUUGAUCGUCCUUUAUGCUGUUUUAUAACGUAAGAGAAUUUCAAUAACUUCAAUUCUUUACCAAAAGAGUAUGCUCUUACUGAGAGACUACCACAUAACGUACGCUUAACAUUCCCUUCCAUUUAGUUUCUCAUGGAAAAUUCGGCUUCUUACCGCUUACACCUAACUUUAUAGUUAGUUAUUUAUAGUUAACUAAUAAUCAUACCAUAGUUUACUAAAUAUUCCCUCCAUUUUCCCUUUUCUCCUAAUGUCUACGUUAUAUCUACGCCCUCCGCAUCGAUUACUUCCUCGUAGCCCUUUGGAGGCGACGAUAAAACGACCGAAACUCUAGAGAAUUCGCGAAUUUCUCGUCGGGAGUUCACAGAGCGAUUAGCCGUGGCAUGUGCCGCUGUCCGACAGUUCGUCGAUUACCCUGCGUAAACGCACCUGUAAACCCGGUUUUCCGUCGCUGAGCCGUGUAAUUGCCCGUCCACGGCUCGCCUCUGUCGCCUAUAAUAGCUGCUGUUGCGCCAGGUCCACGCAUAUGCUAAAAACGCUUUCGCAAAUGUGAAACCCCGUGUGGCGCCGGGAGCACGAUGUUUUUUUGACCGGCGAUAUCUCGUAGUAAGCGACGCACCCUCGAAAACCAUCGUGUCCAUUCAGCAAAAAUUCGACCCUUUCGGACAACAAAAGUCACGUCAGGGGUGGCAUAGGCUAACGACACUGUUUACGCGGAACUCCUUAAAAAUUGACGACAACCUCGACAGGGUGGAAGAAAAAUGUUUCGCUACACCGACGAACUUACCGUUUCAGGAAAGCAUGGAGGACAGUAGCCGGGGUGAGAGUUUGUGCAAAGUUUGCGGCGACAAAGCAUCCGGCAAGCAUUACGGAGUACCGAGUUGCGACGGAUGCCGUGGCUUCUUUAAGCGGUCGAUCCGCAGGUAUGCGAGAAACCUGGAUUACGUCUGUAAGGAGAACGGUCGCUGUAUCGUGGACGUUUCUCGUCGUAAUCAGUGCCAGGCAUGUCGGUUUACCAAGUGCCUUCAGGUCAACAUGAAACGAGAUGCGGUGCAGCACGAAAGAGCUCCACGAAAUACCUCGUCCCUGGUCGCAGCCGCGAGAAGAGGUCCGUCGGUAUUAUAUCCUGGAAUCCCACACGUUUACCACGCAGCGAGCAACCCUUACCAUCCCCUUUUGUAUCCUGCGCUAUUUCCCUUCAAGCCGACAAUGUCGGCUUUUACACCAUCGGUCGCACAUUUUUUGCCACGUUCACCGACAGAGCCGUUAACAGUGAACACAGCUAAAGAGGACGAGGUGACGAGUUCCGAGGAGGCUGGACCGAUCGAAACGAGAAUCGAACCAAAGGAGGAACUCGCAAGCGCUCGACUAGCACCGUCUGUUACGAACUCUGGAGCAACGGAUUAUAUAUCUAGCUUCUCUAUUUUACCCACGGAGAACAUCUACGAAUUUGCGGCGAAAUUACUCUUCUUUGCUGUCAGAUGGGCGAGAAGCAUCCAUUCGUUCUUACAACUGCCCUACAGGGACCAAACUAUUCUACUGGAAGAAUCUUGGAGCGAGCUUUUCGUGUUGACCGCCGCGCAGUGGAACUUUCCAGUCGAAGAAUCCACUUUGGUACCGAACGAUUUAUCAUCCGAAAGAAAAGAGACGCUCGUCGACGAAGUAAGGAAGCUGCGAGAGUUAUUGGCAAAAUGUGCUCUCCUCAGGGUCGAUCAUUCGGAAUACGCCUGCUUGAAGGCCAUAGUUCUCUUCAAAGGAGAAUCGCGAGGACUAUGUGAACCAGGGCGGAUAACAGCGUUACAAGAACAAACGGUAGCUGUAUUCUGUGAGAGGGAUGCACGGAGGGUUGGACGACUUUUGCUGCUGUUGCCGCCCGCACGCGCGCUUUGUCGAUCUAUCUUGCAAGAAUUGUUGUUCAAGCCGACGGUAGGGGAUGUCAGCGUGGAACGAUUAUUGGGCGACAUGGUCAGUGCUCUCAGGCCGACAUAACGCCAAUUCGACUCGGUCGGUACGAUGCUCUUGGGGCAAGCCACCAAUUUAUAUCAACAAUUGCUUCAAAGACAAUUGCAACAUUUUUGGAGGAACGAUCGUUUCCAAUGAUCGUGAGAUUUCGGCGUUUUAUCGUUCGCUAUUUCUUUUCAAAUCACGAGGAGACGAGAAGUAAUAGUACCGAUGCAUCGAACGUUUUCACGUCGAUAAAAAAGGUUUUUCAUAGAAAUCGAAAGUCGACGGAAUAAUUCGAGAAGUAUUAAGCGUUUACGUAAAAUCUAGUCAAUUCUUUCCUAUGCGUAUUGUAAAUUACAAUGUGACACUAUUAAGUCUAAUUGCGACCUGUACAUAUACGUAUUAGAAGUAAGUGUUCCAUAAUAUAUUAGCGAAGUGAAACGUUGCUCUUUUAUUACAAAAUUGUAUUUUUUCUUUUCUCCUUCUUUUUUCUUUUAUUCAUCUUUAUCGAUAAAUUAAAAAUAUCUCGUUCGUUAAUUUCCCGAACCAUUUUCGACAUAUACAGGUAGAUUCGUGAACAUGUCGAAGAUUGCGGGAAGACGUGGGACAGGCGGAGUUCAUUCACGAACGAAGAAAAUGUGUGAAAUCGAAAGACAUUGACAGAUUGUAGGCGACGCGAUUGUUCGGUUUAUUUCAGCAAAACCCUCAGAAUUUUUGAAACGUUUAUUUCCACAUCACAACAAUAAAAUUCGUUUACAGAGUGUAUGGGCAUUCGCGACGUUAAAUAAAAGUUACUCUUAUGGAUGAUCAUCGGGAAGAUUGGCAUCAAAGAAAAAAAAGAGACACUAACGCACACCGUAAUUUUUUUUUUUUUUUUAUUAACUAGAAUAAUUUAUUUUUUUUUUUCAUUGUAGAAAAAGGAGAAUGUAUCUUAACUCAUGGACUGCAUUGUACUCAUAUAUAUAUAUACAUAUAUAUACAAUUACAUACAAUCCUCAAUUAAAUGUUACACAUAAAUUCAUUAUAGAUUGAUUUCUCAUUACUUUUUCGUCCUUGUGUGGCUUGCGUGUGUGUUCGUGUAUGUAAAAAAUAUUCAACCCGAAAGCGACAACUGUCGCUUCUUUCCCAUUUUCUUUUCCUGUUGUUUCAUUGCCCGGAAUACGUACGACGAUAAAAAAAAAAUUUCCCUCGGUUAUCUUCUUAGAUGUAGCUUGUAGAGUGGAAAAAAGUAGCUCCGAGUGCUAUGAAUUCGUUCGUUCUUUUUUUUUCAGUUCUUUUGCCUUUUUUUAUCCGUGGACUAAGACAAGGACGGAGAGAUAGCGAAAUUGGAAGGUACGGGAUGGACAGACAAGGGAAGACGAAAACAAGAAGUACAAGGUGGAAGGUAACGUUGAAGGUAACGGUAACGAUGGAAGAUCUCGUACAAAUCGAUCGAAGAACGAUGUCGACGAACGAAUAAAAAUGGGAAAAAGUUUCGGAUGUGCGGAAAUAGAAAUGGAAAAAAAUGAUCGGUGAUUAGGAACUUCUUUGUUUUCCCUUUCUCUUUUUUCCUUUUCUUUCUCUGGAUAUUAUUCCGAGAUCGAUAGAAAUCGUGCAAGAUGCAAAGGUACGAAAGAGAAUUUCGAAAAAGUACGAUCGCGGUGUUUCCGUUCUUUUCUUUCUGCGAAUUCGAGAUACGAGCUCGGAUAUUAAAAAAAAAAAAAAAAAAAAAAGGGAAAAUUUUACACUGGCUACUCUUCGCUCUUUUUUUUCCACCUCCUUUCUUUUUCUUUUCUGACCGUCGCGUGAAACACGUUUGAACUAUUUUUCCUGAACUCGGAGGGCAUAUCAUCCCCCCCUCCUAACACGUUCCUUAGUUUUUCUUCGGCUUUUGUUUGCGGCAUCUAAAAACGCGUAAUAUUAUGCGCGUUUACGAUGAAACUGGGGGACAAAAAAAAAAAAAAAGAAAGAAAAAACGAAUGAAGAAAGUCCUUUUGCCUGCGUUGAAAAAUCUAUCUAUUUUAUGAAGUGUGUCCAGCUUUUCGUUUUCCUUUUCUUUUUUUUUUUUUCUAUAGUUUACUCGUUUUAGGAAUAACUGAUAAUAUUUAUUAGUAAUACCGUUCUCCUUUCCUCUCUUGCGUAACGCGCUUACAUUCAAAUAGACUUUUAUUUUCAGAGUUACACACAGUUAAUAAAAUUUCGCGAUUAAGCAAAUCGGUCUCGCUGCGUUUGUCGUUCGUUUGCGUGUGGGUGUGUUCUUUUUUCCCUCAAUUCACCAUUACUACUCCCUUUUUCUCUCAUCUAUAAUAUUACUUUAUUUAUCUUUAUUUUUAAUUACGUUUUAUCAUCUUUAUUUGUGAGGAAUUGUUCUCGUCGAGCGUAUCGCUCGCUGAUGAUCACGGUGCAUCUUCGCUCACGCGCGCGCUUCAACAUCGAUUUCUCUCGCUCUUCGUUCUCCGUAAUUUUCUUAAUUAAUAAUAGAAUAAGAAUAAUAACAAUACGAAUAAUAAUGGUAAUAGUAGUAGUAGUAGUAGUAGUAGUAUCGUAGUAGUAGUAGUAAGUAGUAGUAUCGUAGUAGUAGUAGUAGUAGUAGUAGUAGUAGUAAUGUAGUAGUAGUAAUAAUGAUAAUAAUUAAAAAGCGAUAAAUUUUGUGGAGAUACGAAGGGAAGGAAGCAUACACGAAUUUUCCCUUUUUUUUUUUCUUCCGCGAAAAGCAAACACACGAAAAGUGAUUUCUCUCGUUCUCUUGCGAACUUUCGAAUUUCGAUGGCACGAACAAAACGGCAGCUUUGUCCGCGCGUUUAGCCAAAAGAAAGAAAAGCGACGUUAGCUGGCGCAUGAGCGUUACAAAAUGAAAAAGACGCGCGUACAUCGGCGUCUCGCCCGAUUUUUCCUGUAUCUUUUCAACCAGUAGCGCGAAUCGAAUUCACAUAAUAUGCCCAUUAUUAAUGUCGUUUCGUUUAAUUUUCAUUACCUUUUCAAAAUCCAUUUUCGUUUCUUUAUCUUCUUCUUUUUUCUUUUUUUUUUUUUUUCAUCUUUCCAUUCGUUUGUUCUCCCGUGUUCGCGAUAUCGUCUGCGUUUAUAUUAUACCCACGAUGACAAAAAUCGUCGAUUCGUAAUUACAUUUACUUUUUCUUUUUUAUCUUCAUCGUUCUCUUUAAAAAAAAAAAAAAAGAAAAAAAAAGAAAAGAGACAAAAAAACAACACAACGGCAUUUCUACUAUUCCCAUUCUAUUUUAACGCUAAUAUGUAGGACAAAAAACUAACAGAUUUCGGUAUAAUAACAAAUCAUCGUCCACCGAGCCCGAGACGAGUCCGCGAGUCGCCGAGCAACCGAUCGAUCCAUAAUACCCGUUUUCUUCUCUUUUUCUCUCUAUCUCCCUCUCUCUCUCUCUCUCUCGCUCUUUUGUCUGCAAACUUUCGCGCGCCUAAAAUCCACCUUCUCAGCGAUUCUCUCUCUCUCUCCCCCUCUCUCUCUACCCUGUGUCUUGUUCUCGGCGGUUCUCUGGACGCUCUCGGGCAAUUCGGCGCGACGAAAUAUAACAGGUUGUUUGCUCUGACGACCGUAGAGUGCCUCGUUUCUCGUCCAUCUCUUCCGCUUCGACGAUGGACACAACAGAGAAAAAAAAAAAGAAGUUAGAAAUCUGUCGAAGCCUACGCCUCCCUAUCGACGUUCCGACUCUCGUUGUUUUCUCUUCCUCUACGCCCGUAAUCGAUAAUCACGCAUUUACAAUAAUCCUGUCUUUACAGUUCUAUAUUAUAGAAUUAUUAAUAUCUUUACUUCGCAGAAGUCGUAUUACGAGAACCCCCGCUGGCUACCGGAUACGGGACGACACUUUUUUAUUGCUGUCGAGAUGGUUUUUCGAAGGUUGGCAGUGACGCGUGCUAGUUAACGAUUCCGUCAACUAUUCCAACGGAUACAGUUUCCAUGCCCGAUACUUUCGUUACGUCUCGUUCGUUUGAACGAAUAAAGACGAGCAUCGAACGAUCGAACGAUAGGAUCCGUUUUGUUCGGCUCGCGCAUCCGAUCGGCAGGUUCUCGAGGCACGAUGUAUCAGGAUAUAUUUCUUAACUGUGUACGAUUAUUUCGGUUUUCUACGGUUUGUUGAUAAAAAACGGCGAAGGGCGGAGGGGGCGACGGCGUAAGAAGAGAAACAGGCAACGUUCAACGAGACUCGGGCAUCUUCGUAUCGAUACGAGGCAAAUCGUGGUUCGAACGCGUGGAGGGGAUCGUACGAGAAACGAGAAACUCUAGCUACUUCACACUAUGUACAUUCAGAAAGGAGAGCCUCCGGCGAGCAGCAACGAGCGAGAAUCGCGAAAAAAUAAAAAUGGAGGUCUCGCGCGUUGUUUCGACGAAGAGGCCCUCCGCCUCGACAGAGCUCGCGAAUACAAUAAUUCUAUUUCAUAAUUGUUUUAUCAUCGCUAUUUCACGUUCAACUAUUUCCUAUUGUAGAAAGGGGGAGGGGGUCUGUGGAUAGGGUUGGGGACAUUUCUCUUGCUGGAUUAUUCCUUACUGCUUGCGAUCGUUCUCUCUCUCUCUCUCUCUCUUUCUUUCUCUCUCUCUCUCUCUCUCUCUCUCUCGCGCGCGCACGACUUACUUCUCCUUUUCUUUUUAUUAUUAUUAUUAUUAACCAUCGAGUAUAUGUAUAAUAUUAUAUAUCUAUAUAUAUCUCUCCUAUCUGCGCUGUUGCUUUCGAACUCGUCCACGUCCCAUGCGAAACGAGCGAAGGAAACGAAACAGAUCGAACAAAGACCGUAGAACUUGGGAUUCGUCCGAUCGAAUCGAUCGACGAGGAUUUUUUUAUAUAUAUAUGUAGAGCGACUGUACAUGUUUACGAUGCUAUCUGUUUGCGAGACGUAAGAAUCGAAAUAUCCACGGUUGAAAUUCUCCGAAUAUAGAUCAGUGACUACAACGCGGUAACGUUGUAACUGCGGUCUCCUCGUUCGCGUCGAUUACGAUCGUGCAAAAUCUCCAUGCGCGUAUCAAACGUCAACGACACGAUGCAACAGUUAUAUAUCGUCGUGCGGAUCAUCGUUUUACACGCAUGAUUAUCGGAAGAAAGAAAUCUCUAACUGGGUUUUCCCUAUGCGUGUGUGUACAUCACAAUGGUGUUGUAAAGAUGGCGCAACAAAAAAAAAAAAAAAAAAAAAAAAAAAAGAAAGACACAAAAGAUAAAAGAAA
Bombus huntii is the source of this 10109-nucleotide messenger RNA. RefSeq names its product COUP transcription factor 1-like. Lineage: Eukaryota; Metazoa; Arthropoda; Insecta; Hymenoptera; Apidae. Gene Ontology annotation, molecular function: nuclear receptor activity; zinc ion binding; RNA polymerase II cis-regulatory region sequence-specific DNA binding. Bases 3803 to 4990 code for a protein of 395 amino acids. The transcript has 9 exons. Gene Ontology annotation, biological process: anatomical structure development; regulation of transcription by RNA polymerase II; cell differentiation. The record is from RefSeq and is a predicted model, not a curated record.